GCGUUGUUCGUGCAUGUGUCUACCUUUAUAAUCUGUGUGGCUUAUUUAACAAAUAUUUACAAAAAUGGGUUCAGAAAGUGACGAAAACGACCGCACAGACAACGAAAACGAAGAGGAACCCCUUAAAGAAGAAACCCCAGCAGAAUCGGAAAAACCUGUAACUUGGCAAGACUUGGGCCUUGUAGAUGCGUUGUGCAAGGCGUGCGAGCAAUUAAAAUGGAAGGAACCAUCGAAAAUACAAAAGGAAGCUAUUCCCGUAGCUAUACAGGGGAAAGAUAUCAUAGGUUUGGCAGAAACUGGUUCGGGAAAAACUGCUGCAUUUGCCUUGCCUAUUUUGCAGGCUUUACUUGAAAAUCCACAGAGAUAUUUCGCUUUAAUAUUGACCCCUACCAGAGAGUUGGCUUUUCAGAUAUCAGAACAGUUUGAAGCAUUGGGUUCAAGUAUUGGUGUUAAAUGUGCAGUAAUUGUGGGUGGAAUGGACAUGAUGUCGCAAGCUUUAAUUUUGGCCAAAAAACCACACAUUUUAAUUGCAACACCCGGUAGAUUAAUAGAUCACCUGGAAAAUACCAAGGGAUUCAGUUUAAGGGCUCUAAAAUUUUUGGUGAUGGAUGAAGCCGACAGAAUUCUGAACAUGGAUUUCGAAGUGGAAGUGGACAAAAUUUUAAAAGUGAUACCCAGAGAACGGAGAACGUAUUUGUUUUCUGCUACGAUGACCAAAAAGGUUAACAAAUUACAAAGGGCAUGUCUUAAAAAUCCUGUCAAAGUUGAGGUGUCCACAAAGUAUCAGACAGUCGAAAAGUUGCAGCAGUAUUACAUUUUUAUUCCAGUCAAGUUUAAGGACGUGUACCUGGUGCACAUCCUGAACGAGAUGGCCGGCAACAGCUUCAUGAUCUUCUGCUCGACGUGCAACAACACGAUGCGCACCGCGCUGAUGAUGAGGAACUUGGGGCUGACCGCGGUGCCCUUGCACGGCCAGAUGUCGCAGAACAAGCGCCUGGCGGCCCUCACCAAAUUCAAGGCCAAAAACCGGUCCAUACUCAUAUCCACCGACGUCGCCAGCAGAGGUCUGGACAUACCGCACGUCGACGUGGUGAUAAACUUCGACAUUCCCACGCACAGCAAAGACUACAUACACAGGGUGGGCAGGACGGCCAGGGCCGGCCGUUCCGGCAAAUCCAUCACAUUUGUCACACAGUACGACGUCGAGUUGUAUCAGAGGAUUGAACAGUUGAUAGGUAAAAAAUUACCCUUGUACAAAACAGAAGAGGAAGAGGUUAUGGUGCUGCAGGAAAGGGUAGCAGAAUCCCAAAGGAUGGCAAAAAUGGAAAUGAAGGAUUUGUCGGACAAAAAGGGCGGGAAACGGAAGAAGGGGGGAGGUGACGACGAAGACGACACAGAGGGCGCUACAGGCGUGAGAAAGAGAAUUAAAAACGGCGGCGGACAGAAAAACAGCAGAAGAAAAAAAUAAAUGUUAAUAAAAAAAAUUAUAAAAAAG
This is a messenger RNA of Brassicogethes aeneus, 1495 nucleotides long. The record is from the annotation of a GenBank genome assembly. NCBI's taxonomy places the organism in Eukaryota, Metazoa, Arthropoda, Insecta, Coleoptera, Nitidulidae.